CCAUAAAGGAAGAAAGAGGCAUGAAAUUCCAGAAAGCUCAUCCAACUCUCUUUAUUUACCGAAACACCCAUCCUAACUAAAAAAAUGGCAGAUUAGUCCUCAUCCUUAUAUAUACUUACACAGUUGCACCACUUCUCUUCCAUCUCUUCUACACAAAAACGCAACUUAUUUAAGAAUAAAAAAUUCCGUCUUCGAUUACAGGAAAAAUUAAAUUCUUAACAAUUGGGAAAAAAUGGCGAGACCUGAUCAGGAAGCUAUCGAUACUUUUAUGAGCAUCACCGGCGUUUCUGAAGCCGCCGCUAUUCAAAAAUUGGAGGAUCACCAUGGCAGCCUCAACGAAGCUGUAAAUGCACAUUUCAGUGAAAACACAGCUCAGGAAGCUGCUUUUACUGCUCCUCAGAACGAUGUUAUGGAUAUUGAUGAUUCAGUACCAGGCGGGUCCCACAGACAACCUUCUUCCUUACCACACUUUGCUAGAGAUUUGGAUCCUUUCUCUCUUAUCGAUCCAAACUUCACUAGAAGUGCGUCCAAUAGUCGACCGCCUUUUGUUGAGAUCCCAGUUGAAGUUAAAGACGGUACAGGAUCAUCUGUUCGUCCUGGCAAUGCUUCAGCCGUUGAAGCCACGACUGAAACUGCACGUGCCACUUACAUAAUAGACGAUGAUAGUGACGAAGAAAAAAAUUAUCCAGAUGUACCGAUUACUGUUCGACAUGGGCCAAGUGCUCCCACAAUCAUUGACGUGCCUGACUAUAACAACGAUAUAGAAGAAGAAAUGAUUCGAGCAGCCAUUGAGGCUUCGAAGAAGGAUGCUGCAGUGUCGAAUCAACAAUAUGACGAUCAUGAUAUUGACAACGUUGGUGCUUCGGAAUUAGAGGCUCAGAAGUCAGCUUUGCCAGAGUUAUUACAUGGAAGGCAAUCUCAGUUGGAGAUUGGAAGCUCAUCCAUCCAAGAUGAAACUGAAGAUGAAGAAGAAGAAGAGCUGCAAUUGGUUAGGCACAGAAGAAGACGAGUCACUUCCACCUCUACCGACACACCACUAAUCGAUAUUGGAGGAGCGGAGGUCCUCCCACCUUCAAUUCCUCAGCAGAAUGAUACUGUGACUCAUUCACGUGACAGUGGAACUGAUUUCCCUUCUGAGUGGGGAGGCAUCUCAUCCGAGGAACACGACGAAGCUGUUAUGCUCGAGGCUGCAAUGUUUGGUGGGGUCCCCGAAGAAACUGGAUAUCGUUUUCCUCCUUACGCACCUCAUCGCCCCGUGCAUAAUGAUUUAUAUGGUCCUUAUCCCAUGCAAAUACCUCGUCCUCCAUCACCUUCUCUUACUGCUCAGAGAUUGAUACGAGAACAACAGAAUGAUGAAUAUCUUGCGGCUCUACAAGCUGAUAGAGAGAAAGAACUGAAGGCCAAGGAAGAUGCUGAAGCUGCUCUUGCUGAAGAGAGACGCAAGGAGGAGGAAUCACACAGAAAACUGCUAGAGCAACAGGAAAUUGAGAGACAACUAGCAGCCAAAGAAGCUUCCCUUCCACAAGAACCAAACACAGAUGAUGAUAAUUCUGUCACACUUCUUGUGCGUAUGCCCGAUGGGACCCGCCGAAGUCGGAGAUUCCACAAGUCAGACAAACUACAGUAUCUAUUUGACUUCAUUGAUAUUGGAAGAGGGAUCACCCCUGGCAGUUACAGAUUGGUGAGAUCUUAUCCUAGGCGCGCUUUUAGCGACGGAGAAAGUAGCUCGACUAUGAACGAAUUGGGUCUGACCAGUAAACAAGAAGCAUUGUAUCUGGAGUUGAUAUAGCAGCAUCAUAUUAUUAUUUGCAGGUUUUAUAACUUAUACCUAUUUUAUAUUUAUUUUGCAAGUGAAUAUUUUAAAUAUAGACCGAGCGAAAUUGACUUAUAUUAUACGGUUUGGAAAGGCUCUUCCGUUGGGUGUAAGUGAAUUAUGUUUCUAUACAUUUCUUAGUAGUUUAGACACAGCCUCACCGUUCGUUUUGCUCCAAGUAUGUCUUCAUUUUCGAGCAUUGUUUUUCUAAACGAUCGAAAGUGAAUCGAAAUAUUUUCUUUUAAUUUUAUUUUUCUCCAUCUUUUAUUGUAUUAACAUGGUAUUUGGUUU
Molecule: messenger RNA, 2104 nt
Organism: Erythranthe guttata (spotted monkey flower)
Lineage: Eukaryota; Viridiplantae; Streptophyta; Magnoliopsida; Lamiales; Phrymaceae
Product: plant UBX domain-containing protein 8
Molecular function (GO): ubiquitin binding
Source: RefSeq, a predicted model, not a curated record